GUUUAGGCGCAUGUUCAAGUUAGAUUUCAAUUACGAAUGAAAAAUGUGAUUCGAGUGUAAAACAAGUUGUUGUUUUUAAAUUCCCAAGAGUUUACAAGUAUUAAUUGGAAAAUAUUUAUUUAACCCAUGUCAAAGAGUAUGGCUACAUCUCCGAAGUACGCGCAGAUGCAAGUCAUGCUCUUUCUCCUGUAUGUCAUCCCCGUAAGGGCCCAGUCUUCGGAUUACGAUCAAAAUUACGAUUCGGAUCAAAAGUGUUCUUUGGUACGACUCCCCUGAGUGUUUAUCGAGACAAGUAUGUGGGCUGGAACUUACCUUCCCGGACAAAAGUUGCCAUUGUGAUGCAAUGUGUCGUGCGAUGGGGGAUUGUUGCAGACACAUUAACCAUAAUUUUUCAGCUGAAAACAUUGUCUCUGUUCCACGACCUGCACUGUUUUCAUGUGAACGAAUUUCUGGGAUGAUUGAAUCCGCAAAAACAUAUGGAGUUUUAUUUGUCACAAAAUGUCCAGAUAUAUGGGCUGACCAGGAAAUAAGAAAAUUAUGUGAAGAAAACAACCAUUUUACAGACGAUUUGAAUUGUAAAAUUCCUGUCAGUGACCAAACAGAAUUUCAGGUGAUGUACAGGAAUAUGUACUGCGCGUUUUGCAACGAGGAAUACGACUUUUUGUAUUGGAAAGCCCAAUAUGAAUGCAAAGAACCUUUAGAAGUCCGAGCUAUACCUGGUAAUCCGCUCUGUCGUUUGUCAUUUUCGCGACCGGAGCACCACGUCAAAUACCGUCUGUGUCUUUUGACUCAACCACUAUCGACAUGUCCAGAGGAAUCAAAUAGGUCUCUGGUUGAAAUGUGUGCACGAAAACCCUAUUAUGUCGUCUAUGAUGAUGCAUGGGCCACACAGACAUAUCGGAAUGAGUAUUGUGCACAAUGUAAUGGCAUACAGGUCGAUAACAUUUACUGUGAAAAGGUUCAAUCAUAUGAAUAUGAAUACAUGUACUUCGAUCCUGAUCCAAAUCCUGUAUACAGCUAUCGUUUGUUGGUUGAUAUAAAUAACAAUAAAAUAUCUGACAAUACUCAAGUUUUUACUAAUACAUCAAAAUGCGAGGAUAAUGCUUUAUUCGACGUAGUGUAUGGAAAAUGUAGAACGAUAGUCUGUCCGCGCGGAAGAUUGCCAAUGCAGGGACGAUGCAUUAUUCGCUCGAAAAAUGACAGCGAUGACAUACAUGCGGGGAUUCGUGUGAAUACAUCUGGAAUUGACAUGAACUGUACGUUAGUUCAACUAGACAAGGAGGAAUACACACAUUCAAACGAUUCACGAUUGUUUAUUAUACCAAUCGGUAGAACAAUCACUCACACUGAAUAUUUACAGAAUGACUCAGAAGUGUUUAUAUGCCAACAUCUGCUACCGGUCUGUUCAGUUGAUUGUAGCGUGCCCGAAGUUAAAAUGAUUUCAGGAGAAAUCGAGGGGUACAUUUCUUUGAUAGGAGUCAUCAUUUCGACAGCAGCGUUAUUUCUGACAUUACUUGUAUAUAUAUCAUGUCCCCGAUUACUGAACACCCCUGGAAAGAUCAUGUUAUGUCUCGUUCUUUCAUUGUUAUUUGCGCAGAUAACUUUCAUUAUUGCAUCGAAAAUGAACUCUGUGUCAUUUAUGUGUACGGCCAUUGCGGUGUUAAUACAUUAUUUCUUCUUAGCAGCAUUCGGCUGGAUGAAUGUUAUAGCUUUCGACCUCUGGAAGACAUUUUCUAAAAGCUUUGUUACAUCCGGGUCUGUAGAUAAAGCUGGCAAGCGUUUUCGUUUGUAUAGCAUUUACGCUUGGGGUAUACCCAUGAUUUUACUUGGAAUCGCUUUGAUUAUUGAUCAAGCUGAUUUGGAUAUUAACCCGGAUUUUAAACCAAGAUACGGCAAAGGCUUAUGCUGGUUUAAUUCUCGAGUGAGUUUAAUUGUGUUUUUCGCUGGGCCACUUGCAGUUUUCAAAUUAUUUGAUAUUGUAUCGUUUGUAUUCACAGCUGUACAUAUUGCACGUGCAAACAGGCAGGGUGCCAGAGCAAGGACUAAGAAAAAUGCAUGUUCCCUACUGAUUAAUCUGAAACUGUCCAUGGUGAUGGGUCUCACAUGGGUGUUCGCAUUUCUGGCCAAUAUUAGCAACAAUUCAGUAAUGUGGUAUCUCUUUAUCUUGUUCAACACUCUGCAAGGCUUGUUUAUUGCAAUUAGUUUCCUGUGCACCAGAAAGGUUAGUAGGCUUGUGCACGAGAAGUUUGAGGUGAUAUCAAGUGCGUUGUCCAGUAAACAAAAAUCCUCGGGAACUCAACUUACGUCGCUCGCAAAAUCGUCAGAAUAGUAAACAUACGUUAUAUGCGCAUUUUUGAAAUAGUUUAGAUUGAUUCUAAUUUAAUAGCGGGUAGUGAAGUAUGAUCAUCGACUCAAUUGUAAUACCUAUUUUAGAUUGAUUCUAAUUUAAUAGCGGGUAGUGAAGUAUGGUUAUCGACUCAAUUGUAAUACCUAUUUUAGAUUGAUUCUAAUUUAAUAGCGGGUAGUGAAGUAAGGUUAUCGACUAAAUUGUAAUACGUUUUUUAGAAUGAUUCUAAUAUAAUAGGGGGGAGUGAAGUAAGAUUAUCGACUAAAUUUUAUUACCUAUUUUAGAUUGAUUCUAAUUUAAUACUGGGUAGUGAAGUAUGGUUAUCGACUUAAUUGUAAUACGUAUUUUAGAUUGAUUCUAAUUUAAUAUCGGGUAGUGAAGUAUGGUUAUCGACUAAAUUGUAAUACCUAUUUUAGAUUGAUUCUAGUUUAAUAGCGGGUAGUGAAGUAUGGUUAUCGACUAAAUUUUAACAAAUAUUUGUUAUUUCCCUUCAUACUUGUAUAUUUUAAUUUGUAGUAUAUAUCUAUGUAGAGUUAAUAAUUUAUGGACCGCCUUUACAGCAUGGCGCAAUAUGAAUUAUUGUUAUUUAGUUACCCGAUAUUGUGUUUAUAAAAGCUUCAUAAAACUAAAUUGGAGAAAUAUAGGAACAAUUCAGUAAGUGUUUGCUUAUUUUACCAAUAAACAAAAACAAAAAAUAGCAAAGUGUGGAUACAUAUUUGAGAAGAUGGUUUGCCUUUUUAUGUGUUUCUCGA
Messenger RNA from Dreissena polymorpha, 3099 nucleotides. Its product is annotated as probable G-protein coupled receptor Mth-like 3. Gene Ontology annotation, cellular component: membrane. Bases 344 to 2329 code for a protein of 661 amino acids. Lineage: Eukaryota; Metazoa; Mollusca; Bivalvia; Myida; Dreissenidae. Gene Ontology annotation, biological process: cell surface receptor signaling pathway; G protein-coupled receptor signaling pathway. Gene Ontology annotation, molecular function: G protein-coupled receptor activity. The record is from RefSeq and is a predicted model, not a curated record. The transcript is spliced from 2 exons.